Molecule: messenger RNA, 1318 nt
Organism: Colletotrichum acutatum
Lineage: Eukaryota; Fungi; Ascomycota; Sordariomycetes; Glomerellales; Glomerellaceae
Exons: 2
Coding region: 219-938 (239 amino acids)
Source: RefSeq, a predicted model, not a curated record
CCUAGGGCUUCGCUUUCCGAAAACCUUGAUUCUGGGGUGCUGGAGAUACUCUUCAUUAUCAUUUCCUCCCACUUACACUUGUCGGAAAGCGGACGCGUCGUUGUUCGAUUCUGAGAAGCAAUCCCAUCUGCACGUUGCACGUAGAGUACCGCCAGUCAUCAAGAAUACCUAUUUCACGACAUUAAUCAGGCCUAAUCUCAACAAGGAGACGCCCUCAGAUGCGAUUCCUUGCCACUCUUCUGGCCGUUGCCGGCCUGGCAAUCGGGACUCCUGCCAACCUCGUCGAGAGAUCCGCGCCACCUCGGGUCAAGAACAUCGACUUCAAAGAAAUGAGAUUGCGAAUGCACCUGAAGCAUCCGACUCACCUGAUCUCUCAGUCUUUCGACUUGAACGAUGUGAAGGGGAUGUUGGUGUCUCGCGCUGGCACAGCAGAUACAAUCUACAUCCGUAACAUGAACACCUUUAUCCCAAUGACCAGCUUUCGAAACGGACCGACCUCGGACGGGGAGACCACUGCAGAAAACCACUGCUUCAUGUGGGACGAGUGGGAGCUUCGGGAUGUCAAGUCAUACUGGAGUCCGUAUACGGCAGCUUCCAAGAUGCAGCAUGUUGGGCUCGUCGGCGACCCCGAGACUGUGGCGAUCCCUUGGGAGGAGAAAGUUUCCGUCAAGAGGAGGAUCAGUCUUACUCCUGACUGGAGGCCCAUUAAACAUGUGCUGAGCAUUGCAUUGGGUAUGAAUACAACGGACGAAUGGGCCCACGGAGGAACCUUUCAAUGCACCACUGCUCCUAACAAGAGAAUUCGUCUUUGGUUCCAGAAGUAUGUCGGAUCAGCAUAUGCCUUCAAGAAGAUAUGCAGAAGUUGCGGUGGUGAAAGACCAGUAUGUGAGCAAACGUGGACGCCACAGGGCCAGAUUAUCAUUCCCUCUGAUGGGUAAGUUGGUGUCUAUCCGUCGAGAUUGUUGAAGUGACUGAUUUCGAACCCACCUAGCUCCGAUCCGGACCUCAACUACAACAUGCACUGUAGCUCUGAUUAGAACGGGCAAGACAUAUGGAAGCGGCGAAGGCGAUGCGCCCGGUUGGAGAACUAUUGUUAGACCGCAAGUCAAGUCCUGGUUUUCAUAGGAUAUAUAACUUCGUCUCAUCGUCAACAAUGGAAGACGUCUCUAGCCAAAUUUAUCACCGUUACCAAGACCAAGACCUCAUCCACGACAACAUGGUGUCGCCCAAAUGUUUAAUAAGCUCCAGUCCAUCUGAGUGGUCACUUUUCCGUCUUUCAGCAUCUGUGUAUGGCGAAGAUUGUUAUCAGUAGUUCCAG